AUGUAUCGAAGCGUUGUUUCACUCUUCAAUUUCACUCAUUAUUGGAAAUCUCUCACUGAUCUGUGGUGGGACGCUCAUGGGCAUAUCCCUGGAUUCGAGCCUGGGGCUCCACUAAUCGCUCUAACGCCAAUCGUGAACAAAUACUUGAUCAGGGCUCUGGCUAAGCUCAACGAACCUUUAUCCGGGGAAGCAUCUUUGGCAUUACAUGAUGUUCUAGGUGAAUCAGCGGAAUGGCAUGACUUUUCGCCUCACCAAGACGUUGUCCGUAUUAUUUCACGAAUGUCGUCUCGUGUGUUUAUGGGUGAAAAGCUCUGUCGCGACGAAGGUUGGCUGAAGGCCUCAAGUGACUAUACACUACAAUGGUUUAUUCCAGGCUCAGAACUUCUCACUUAUCCUCUAUGGAGUAGGUCAUUCGUCCACUGGUUCUUGCCAUCUUGCCAAGCCGUACGUGAGAAGCUACAGAAGGCGCGCGAAUUUCUCCAGCCCCACAUCGAUCGUCGACAUGCUGCCAAGCAACAGGCCAUGAAAGAUGGCAGAACGGUUCCCUUCGAUGACUCGAUCGAGUGGUUUGAGAAGGAAUACCCAGGACAAGCAGAUCCAGCAAGGGACCAGAUCGGACUUUCACUAGUUGCGAUACACACCACAACCGAUUUACUUACAGAAACACUUUUCAACAUUACACUCCAUCCUGAAAUUCUUACGCCCCUGCGGGAGGAGAUAGUUAGUGCUCUUCGCACAGCUGGAAUGAAAAAGACGUCACUAUACAACACGAAACUCCUCGAUAGCGUUAUCAAGGAAUCACAACGACUGCGGCCGAUGCUUCUAGGUGUUUUCAAACGAAGAGCUCUUACCGAUGUCGCUCUCCCCAACGGCGAUGUCAUCAAGAAAGGUACUAAGAUUGUCUGCGAUACGACUCAUCAAUGGAAUACGGAUUUCUAUGAAGAUGCAUUGACUUUUGAUGCAUACCGCUUUGUAAGAAUGCGCGACACUCCCGGUCAAGAUAAGCAGGCACACUUGGUCAGUAUCAGCCGUGAUAUGCUUGGAUUUGGACACAGCGUGCAUUCGUGUCCCGGAAGGUUCUUUGCCGCCAAUGAGACCAAGAUUACGCUGUGUCAUAUGCUGCUCAAGUAUGACUGGAAGCUACCUGAGGGCGUAGUACCAGAAUCUUCAUGGUCUGGCAUGGUGUUGUCUGGUGACCAGAAGGCGAAGUUACUCAUUAGAAGACGGUGCGACGAAUUAGGUAUCGAUAGUUUAGACAAAGAGUAA
Fusarium coffeatum is the source of this 1266-nucleotide messenger RNA. RefSeq lists its product as uncharacterized. The record is from RefSeq and is a predicted model, not a curated record. Lineage: Eukaryota; Fungi; Ascomycota; Sordariomycetes; Hypocreales; Nectriaceae. Gene Ontology annotation, molecular function: iron ion binding; heme binding; oxidoreductase activity, acting on paired donors, with incorporation or reduction of molecular oxygen. Bases 1 to 1266 code for a protein of 421 amino acids. The transcript has 2 exons.